Eurypyga helias (sunbittern) is the source of this 151-nucleotide messenger RNA. RefSeq names its product anaphase-promoting complex subunit 16-like. The annotation marks the transcript as partial. Gene Ontology annotation, biological process: protein ubiquitination. The transcript has a single exon. Gene Ontology annotation, cellular component: kinetochore; anaphase-promoting complex; cytosol. Lineage: Eukaryota; Metazoa; Chordata; Aves; Eurypygiformes; Eurypygidae. The record is from RefSeq and is a predicted model, not a curated record.
CAGGGUGAAAUGGCGGCCUCUUCCUCAUCUUCUUCAGCCGGAGGAGUCAGCGGCAGCUCUGUAACAGGAUCGGGGUUCAGCGUUUCGGACCUGGCAUCUCCCCGAAAAGCCCUCUUCACUUACCCCAAAGGAGCUGGGGAGAUGCUGGAAG